Molecule: messenger RNA, 9427 nt
Organism: Paramuricea clavata
Lineage: Eukaryota; Metazoa; Cnidaria; Anthozoa; Malacalcyonacea; Plexauridae
Source: the annotation of a GenBank genome assembly
CAAAAUCAUUGGAAAAUCAUAGGAAAAAAUUAUAUCAUAUAUAAAUCAUAUAUAAAAGAUUAAUAAAGAAUGGCAAAAGCACAAAUACUUCACGCAAAAGCAUGUUCAGCCAUUGACCAUUUGGCUGGUGAACUUCAUGAAUUGAGCAAGUUAUUAUGGGCAAAACCGGAGUUAAAUUUCGAAGAGCAUUUCGCCCAUGACACUCUGACAUCGUUCUUUGAAAAACAUGGAUUUCACGUCCAAAAGAAAUACGCACUGGACACGGCAUUUGUCGCGUCGAACAAAGCAACGCAGAAAGAGAGUGUGCCUUGCGUAGCAAUAUUAUGUGAAUAUGAUGCUUUACCUGAAAUUGGUCAUGCUUGUGGUCAUAAUUUAAUAGCUGAGGCAGGGGCAGCUGCUGCUAUAGGUAUGAGCACAAAAACAUUGACGGUUUUGAAGAUGGGAAAUAAUACUAUUACAACCACUGAGUAUUUUAACAAAAUACAAAACAAGUGAAACUCCAAAGAUCAGUAACAUUUUUAUAUUUGAAAAAAAAAUCGAUCUUUGGAGUUUCACUUGUUUUGUAUUCAGAGCUGAAACUAGUUGGGGGGGGGGGGGACCCCAAUAUUGGAAUAUUGCAGUUUCGUCAGGCAAGUUUAACAAUUUCAACAACAUGCUUGUCUGGCAAAAAAUAUGUAACUGAGCAAGCAAUUUUACAAAAUUUAUCAAAGUAAUAGUUGUAGGGAAAAUUUUGAUAUUAAAAUUUACGAAAAUAUUACUGAAAAAUUAAUGUUUUGGGGCAAGUAUUUACCAGUCCCAGACCUGCCAAGGUUCCCGCAUUUCGUGUGUAAGUUACGCAUUCUGCUUUUGUUCCCGCUGUCCCGCACGCAUAACUAAAAUGAUCUUAAAGUUACGCAUUUUUACCGCUAUCCAUCUUAAGGUGGCUCCCUACAGUUAUUCUUGUUUAAGCAAUAAGUCCGUAAAACAGGCUUAUUCGAGCAGAACGCGAAUUCUUUUUGACUUGGUGGCAAUAUUGGUCACCUAAGGAAUAUUUCGAACUAGAUUUCGACGAUGUCAAUGUUCCCAUGGCAACAUGACGACAGCAUAAAGCCUUCCAAUUUAACCCAUAAAUGUGCCGCUAUCUCAAAAACAAUGUCGGUGACCUAUCUUUUUUAUUUCAUAUAUCAAUAAGGAAUGAUGCUCUGCAACUGUGGUGAAAGUUUAAAAAAAUUCUGUAGUGUGUGAUUUUUUUAUAAGCGAAAAAUUUAUUGCGAAAUUUCCACACUACAGAUUUUUUUAAAAUUUGAAAUUUAUAAAAUUUACCGCAAAAUAAAUUCGUGGUCAAAAUUUGAAGAUAGGUCACCGAUGAAACUAAUGAGUAAAAUGCAAAUAAAGUUAGAAAAUAGCCUCGUGUAACUCGAGAAAUUCCCCUAUUGAAAAGCGUCGCUGACUAGUAAAAGUUUGUACGCGGGCGCAGAACGAGUUUUCAUUCAGCAAAAUCGAACCGCAAUGUUGUUUUUACUGUUUUGUUUUUGUCAACUUUUCGAUUUAUUUGAGUGCUAUGGACAGCCAAGGAUUAUUGUGAAGGAUUAAAUCGAUGAAAACAAGGUUGAAGCUAAUUGAAUCCCGCCGUUUACUCAUUAUAUGAGCUGUAACAGCCUAUUAACAGGUGGACGUGUUUUUUUUUGUUUCAUGUUUGGUUUUGUACUUUUUGCUAAAAAUGAACAAUUAGGCUAUGAAACUGAAAUAUUUUUCUGUUUACAUAUAAUCACUUUAAUUUUGUAGAAACACGACUAAAAACGUGAACGUUUUCUUGAGAAGUAAACAACUUUUUAAACGUUUGUAUGCAAUUUUGCAAAUGUUUUACAGUUGAGUCAGUUGACAGUGUAUAAAAAAAUUAAAAAAUAUUGUUUCGUAGCUAUAUUUUGGUCUAGUUAUUAUUCAUAUCAUAUGUAGAAUUGCUGUAUAGACUCGCAAGUGAUUUGGCACUCAAAACGAAGUAUUUCUUUUUCCAUUAGAAACCUUUCAGAAAUAGCUUUAUUUUUAAAAAAAGCAUGGUCAAUUUUUGUUUUGUUUUGAUCAUGCAGUUGCGUGAGAUAGUUCAUGUACUUGUCCCGCGAACAUCCCGCACGGAACUGUAGGGAGCCUCCUAAAUACUUUUCGUACAAUAACUCAUUGACAAUGCUGUGUGUAAACGUAGAAUAUUAGAGUUAACAAUCGACCAACCAAAUAAAGACGCAUCGUGGCCUGCGGGUACAUGGCCAAAUACGCUUUCUGACGAUCUGGAGACAACAAAUUUCCAACAUUUUCUCAAUUUUCCUAAUCACAUUAAACUGUAAGUAACACUGUCAUAUUGAUCAGUAGUUAUUUUACUUAUCUUCAUUGUUAGGCAGCAGUAAGACAUUGAAAUCUUGGAUAGGAAAGAUUUCCGACGGUCUAGAGAAUUCAAAUUUUCAAAAUUUUUUGCUCGGUACCAACCAUGAUAGCGCCUCGCGGAUGUUGCUAAAUCAGGUGAAUUGAAACAAUUCAGGCGGUAAAUCUAACCUCUCCCCCCCCCCAAAGUCCUUGCAACAGCCCUGGUCACGCAUUCUUAUCUUCCGAACUUGGCAGGUCUGAUUACCGAAACUUUGUAUGGAGAAAUUUGGGAAAAAUGCAAAGAAAGCAAUUAAAAGUUGGGGGGAGGUUGUUGUCUGGAAAAUUUUUUCCAAAAAGUUUUUUUAGCAACUGAAAUGUCCAUUGGGCACUCCCUAUUGGCAUAGACGGAUUUUCUGGGGGGUGCUACCCCCCAACAUUAGCUAUAGCCCCCCCAAACAAAAUCUCCACCCCUCCAAAAAAAUUUUCAACUCCCCCCCAAUAUUCGGCAUAAUAAAGAAAUAAUUAAGUAGUCCACUCCAACGUGCAGAGUGUUGAUGAUACAAAAUAAACAUAGGAGUACACUCGAACAGAAAAAGACAGUGCAACACUCUGAAACUAAUUCUCCUCGCUUGCAUUCACUGGUUUAUUGGAGCAAUUGUAAAGUUUUGAAACUCUAUUAUCUUCCCUGCAUAGAGUUUGCAGUGCCUUGCUGUCAUGCGAAUAGCUUGCACGCAAGGAACGUUUGGAAUUUUUACGAACACUAUUUUUCAUUUAAUUCUUUUAGGAAAUAGACUUGCCUAGAUUUAAUCUUUAUGCCGCAAAUAUUAUUUACAUCGGAGUUGCAUCAUAAAUUGUACUCGGAUUCAAACAACACAAUGUCAAUGACUUUUAUAUAAAAGUAAAAGCAUAUUGUGUAUUGGCCUAUUGGGUUUCCACUUUUAUAGGUUCUCUCAAAUCUUAACAGACAUGCCAAAUCCAUUGAUAUUACAAAUUGACAACUUCAAAAAACUUUUUUUUGAAACUAGAAAUCAUGAUUUUUUUCAAAUUUUUCCUGGGAUGCUUUGUUUUCUGCUCAGUGAACUAGACUCCCCCUUGCGGCUCUAGUGCUCCACCCCUAGAAUAUAGACCUUACUGGGGUUUGGUGACACUUUGUGUUGCUUCAGUCACCUGCUCAUGGCUCACCCCCCUAAAAUGUCUGGCACCACCCCAGUAAUAAACAUGAAAAUCUGUCUAUGCCUAUUGAUCAGGCAAAACAAGCUCACACCCCCCUGCCGUAAUAUCGAAGUUUCGGCCUUGUUUGUACUAUAAUAUUAUUACCAUUUGUAAAAACCCAUCAAUUGAUAAGGCGAAUAUUUACCAUUAUUAUUAAUUGAAAAAUAUAAUUCAAGUGUUUUGAUUAGCUAAGAGCUGUUGGUGAAAUUAUGAUAUCCGCUUGGAUGUAACACAAUUAAAUGAGAAUUCUUCCUAUAUAUCAGCUGCCAAGGUGCCAACCUUGGCAACUGAUAUAUAGUUUAGCAUUAUAGUUCUGCAUUAUAGUUUUUAUCAUGAAUGAUGAGAAUGGGUUUUAUACAGGGUGUUAGCCAGGAUUUCAAAAGUGGCCGUCCAAAAUAAUUUUGUGGGUGUGGCAACAUAUUUUUGUGGGCGUGGUCACAUGUUUUUGGGUGUGGCCGCAAUCUCCUGUUGUUGAGGAAUUGUGGUGUUUUAUUCGUUGAACCACAGUUAAUAGAUCUAGAGGUUGAACCAUUCUACUUUUAGUUUUACAGUAGAUGCACAUUUCCAUCAUUAAAUUAGUAAAAGCACUGACGUAUGGUAUGAUCACUACCGUAACUGUAACGUGGCACUUGAGCGAUAAAGCGAUUGCUGUUUUUUAAAACAGCGGUUUCACAUUAUUCUCCUUGAUACUUCAUGCGAGAAUCAUCAAAAUGGUUACAAAAACAUGGCGCGUUUUACCAAAAUAUGGCGCGAAGUAUUCAAGAAAUAUUACAAACCUUGUAGGUUGCUAUUUAAAGAAAAUAUUCCCUUAGGCCGUCCAUGGCUGUCCAUUAAAAUUUAGCCGUCCAAAUUCAGAAGUGGCCGUCCAUAGGACGGUCGGACGGCCGCCUGGCUAACACCCUGGAUUUAUAUAUAUUAUGUAAUGUCAAUUGCUGUGAAUAUUGAUGUGAAUAUUGCCAACAAAAUGUUUUUUGGUGGUGUCCAACAGGGGUGCACCGGAACUCGGUUCGGCCGGGAACCCAGAUUUUUCAGAGUUCCGGUUCCGGCUGGAACUGAUAAAAAAAGCAUGACCGGAACCGGAACUCUGUUAUUUUCAGAGAGAUAGAAUAUCAAACGUUUUUGUGUCUAACAAAAGUUCAAGGUAGGAAGAAAUUUGGACUACACAAAGAAAAUAUUUUGAGGAUAUUACACGGCGGCGUGAAGAUAUGACUUUUAUCUUCGAGUGGUGAAUACAAUAUUUUACGAAUGAGUGCAGCGAGUGAGUAAAAUAUUGUUUUUAACACGAGAAGAUAAAAGUCAUAUCUUCAAGCCCACCGUGUAAUGUUCUGUUUAUUAUAUAGUCCCAAGCAAAAAAUUGUGAAAUUUCACGCUCAAAAGCAAAUUGAAAAAGUCAUGUCAAUUGAUAGUCAUGUGAUUGAUAUCGGCCUUGCACUCAGAGUAACAUCACAAACAUCAUAUUCACCUGAGUACAUAACACCAACACAGAAAAAAUCAUGAUUACUAGAUUUCAUUGAUAUUGAAGGAACUAGACUCAGUUCCGAAAUAUCACAUACUUGAAUUUACCGACCUGACCGCGUAGCUCAGUUGGCAGAGCAUUGGGCUAGUAUUCCAAAGGUUGUAGGUUCGAUUCCCACCGUGGCCAGGCAUAGUUUUCAAGCUUGCCCGGUGUGGAUAUACACUCAGUGUAAUAUCACAAACAUAUUCACCUGAGUACAUAAAACCAACACAGAAAAAAGACUUCAUUAUGACGUUUAACGUUUGUCUUUUUAUUCUAACAUUUGCAAGCUCUCUCCUUGAUGACUUUGAAGUGUCUGCCUAUAUAUGGCAAAAUAAAUCCGUUCUGGUUCCGGCUGGAACUCUUUUCCAGUUCCGGCCAGAUCCGGUUCCGGCUGAAACUUAAAAAAUUGGUUCCAGUGCACCCCUAGUGUCCAACAGUUUGUACAAGAAAAAAACAUUGAUGUAAAUACACUGACCCUAAGUCUGAAAAGUAUGUCACUUUGGCUAUAGCCCCUCAUUUUCAUGAUUGACAUGUUUCGCUUUAACUUAUGUUGCAUACAUGAAAAACCAGGCUGGUUCUAUGGCCAAAGUGUAUGGUUCUAUGGGUGUAUUGUGCAUUAUUUUCACAUCAAUGUUUCCAAUCAUUUGCUAACUUUGAGAUUCUACAGCAUUCAUAUUCUGCAAUUGCGAAUUGCUUCCUAAAACUUGGUGUUUUUCACAAGACUAAACAAUUGAACUAACUUUUUUUCUUUUCCCCUUAGGUAUAAAAUCUGCACUUGCUCAUGCACCUGAUGAUUUAGGUCAUCUUGUUGUCAUGGGAACACCUGCAGAAGAAGGCGGCGGUGGGAAAAUACUUAUGCUUGAGAAGGGCUGCUUUGACAAAGUUGAUUUCAGUAUGAUGGUACACCCAACACCAUAUGAUGCUAUUUACAGCCAAUACUUGGCUGUUCAUAAUGUGUAUGUGACUUUUAAAGGCAGGGCUGCACAUGCUGCAGCAUUUCCAUGGGAAGGAGUGAAUGCCUUAGAUGCAGCAGUUCUGAGUUACAAUGCAAUCAGCAUGUUACGACAGCAGAUAAAACCAACAUGGAGAGCUCAUGGUGUUUUUACUGAAGGAGGUAUUGAGCCAUCAAUCAUUCCAGAGAAGACUCAGCUGCAUUAUCUCUUCCGUGCUCCUUCAUUAAAAGAGUUGGAGGAAUUUAAGACGAAAGCAGAAAACUGCUUUAGAGCUGCUGCAGAAGCCACAGGUGAGGGUAUAUGUAUAAUAUAUAGAAAAUGUUCUUGAGUGAGAUAUUUCAUAAUUUCCAGACAGCGAGCAAGCAGAGAACUCUGCCCGCUGCGGCUGGGUUUCAAACCUGUGACCUUCGAAUUACUAGAUUGAUGCUCCACCAACUAAGCUACACGGUCAGGACGGAUUGAAGACUGGCAAUUAUGAACUAUAUUACUGAAUAUCAUAAACAUACUCGUUUAUAUAGUACAAUCUGCAGACAUGGACUGGCUGCAUAUUAGCCAACCUCAACAGGAACAGGAAAGAGGACUUGAAAUCAAACCAUGCUAAAGUGACUAAACGUUUAAUAUUUUGAAUAUACAAUUUGAUUGUCAUUGGUCCACGCCAAGAAUUGAUGUCAUGUCUUAUACAGACAUGCAAUAAUGCAAAUUUCGUUUGUUUGGACUUGCAUAUUUUCGUCCUUUGGACUCUUGCAGUUUGGAUCGUCUUUGAAAAACUCACUCUUGAAUGAUUUUUUCCAAACAGGGUCCCAAACGGUCCUUGAAAAUCCUGGAAAGUCCUUGAAUUUGGUAAAAAAAAUCCAGGCCUGGAAAGUCCUUGGAAACUGAUAAGGUCCUUGAAAGUCCUGGAAUUUUUUUUCAGUAGGCUGGAAAUAAUUGAAGAAUUAUUACCAACCCAAGGAUUAUUGCCCAAAUGUUUAUUUUCUCCAAUUUCAAUUAAAAUUAUGUAUAACAAUUGUCCAAAAGGUGUGUUGCGAAGCGGGUAUUCGACGAUCAAUCGGUCACGUAAUUUGAUAUUUGUUCACAUUAUGAUUAUGUGUAAACUAAAAAGGUGGUUACAUGGUCCUUGAAUAUACUGAAAAAGGUCCUUGAAUGUCCUGGAAAAGUCCUUGAAUUUCAUCUUCACUAAAAGGUGGGGACCCUGAAAUUGCACUUGAAAGCAUACCGUACACAUUAUGGACUUAAAUAACAGGGGCCACGUCCAUCUUCAAGUUGCCACAUAAAAUGUGGUUAGGUCAAAAGUAACUAUUAUUCUGCGAAGUUUUCACGAAUUAUACAGCAGUUGGAAAAAUUAAUAUUUUUAAACUAAAGGCAUGGCAUGAUCAUAAGGCAUGGCACAAUCGACAUUUUCAAUGCUGGAUGGAUGGGUUAGAAGAAACCUCAAUUUGACGUUUUGCAUGGCAGCUUGAAUAUGGACGUGGUCCUAAAAACACUUGACACGUCACAGAUCGUUGUUGACUUAAUUCUAUGUACUAGGUUGUUCUGUUGACAUAAAAUGGUGUGGUCAUGGAAAAGAUCAUCAACCUUAUAUUGAUGUAUUAAACAACCCAGUGCUGGGCGAUCUCUAUCGGAAGCAUGCAGAGUCUCUUGGAAUUCAAUUUCUACCACGAGUUAUUGAGGCAAGCCUACCAACUGCAUCAACAGACAUGGGCAAUGUUUCCCAUGUUGUACCAUCCAUACAUCCACUCUACAGUAUCACAACUAAAGCAGGAAAUCACACGCAUGAGUUUACCAAGGCAACAGGUGAUGAAAUAGCACAAUCCCCCACUCUUAUUGCAGCCAAAUCUAUGGCAAUGACAGCUGUCGAUAUCCUCUGUAACCCGGAAAUGUUGGAACAAAUGAAAAACAAACAUAAUGAGGGAAAGUAAUCGAGUGCAUAAUGCAUAUAGCAUUGUAUUAAAAUUCUAAUACCGUAUUUCCUUUAUAUUAUAGGCCCUGAGGGGCUGAGGGCUCUCCCAGUGGUUCUAAACUGUGUAGUAGUCAAAGUAGAUUAACAAUACAUCAAAUGCAUAUAAUGUACAGGGUGUCCCAAAAAAAGUGACACUAUAGAAAUUAUCCUAUUGUUAUAAUUUGAAUGCCCUAGCAUUAAGUUGAUUCCACAGGUGCAUAAACUUCUGCUUCUGGAAUUUAAAAUAAAAAAGCAAACCGUUUAAUAGUGUAAUCGUUUUGCUUGAUCGGGCGUUAAAGUUUUUGGACAAAGCGAAAACGUUUUAAAAUGCUUAAAUGUAAAUACAAGUUCAUUAAAUUCCCAGGCGUGUAAUCACGCGCGUUUAAGAGCGGCUUAAGAACAAUGAGAUAAUUUCUAUAGUGUCACUUUUUUGGGGGACACCCUGUAGUUUUGGCUGGGUUUUUUUAUAGUAAUAAUCACUUAUUAAAAACCAACCACAUAAAUAUGUCUGAGCUUCAAACAAUUGGCAUAUGUUUAUUUUGGUUGUAGUAUAGUAAUCGUAAUAAUUGUUUUUUAUUUGCAAAAUAAAUAAUUGUUUUUAUUUGCAAAAAAUUGCUUAGGCAUCAACAACCUCGUACCCAGUUUCUCAAUAUUCGCUCCUACCUCGCUUGAAUUGAGGCCCUGGUAUCGGCUCGUCACGUGACCCGUCAUAUUUUGGUGGAUUUGCUAAAUUUUUUUUAGGGAAAGGAUAGUAACUGAGAUGUUUUGUUUUGUAAUGUUAUUUUAACAAUAUUAAUGUUUACUACAAUAUCUACUUACUAUACUUUCGCUAAAACAAUUGAGCAAAUCCGCCAAAAUAUGACGGGUCACGUGACCAGCCGAUACCAGGGUCUCGACAUAGAAUAAAGAUCCAUUUAGAAGGGCCUCUUACGUCGGAAGCUUUGAAGUUUCUGUCCUCGCGCAUGUCGCAUUACGCAUGUUGGCCGCCAUUUUCCUAGCCAGUCAAUGACAUUUUCUGGCCAAUAAACACGCUUACUGGCUGGCUGCUCCGCCUUCUGGCCAGUAAACUGCAUAUUUUUGCAUAAAAAGACGAGGACACGUUGCACCGCUGAGUGAACCUUCUGUUACUGAUCUUUAUUCUGUGGUCUCGAUUCAAGCGAGAUAGGAGCAAAGAUUGAGAACCUGGGUACGAGGUUGGAUUACUCUUGAGAUUACUCUUGAGAGUAAUCAUGACAUAUAUAUGUAAAAUUUUUGUUUUGCUCAUUUGCCAUAAAAUUAUCACAUUUUUCUUAAAUUGAUUGGCUGUUUGAAUCCUAUGAUUUUAAAUGAUUUUAAUAUGAUUGCUCUAAUAUGAUUGGUUGAUAGCUAUAGUGGUGUAUGGUGGCCCAUUAGGCUCAUUACAAAAUAACCACAACGAAGGAAAUAACAUGUAUUAUUCAAAUUAAAAAUUAUUUAAUAUACUUUUUUUUCUCAUUCUUAAUUUCUUUAUUA